AAAAGAGUCGGAAACCAUGGCACUGGGCAUUGGUAGUGUAUUUUGUAGUUUUUAACGAGGUCCCAGUUUUUAACUUAACGCUAAAGUACAAUACAUAAUAACUGCAUAUUAAUAGUCAGCAAAGCAAAAUUUAGAAGCGCCGUGAUCUUGUGCAGUCCAGUGCGGACGAGCUGCAGAUUAAUUGCGUAUGAGUAGGUGAAACACGAUAUCGUUGUGCGCACUUUUCGUGGGAUCAAACUUAUGUCCAUGACGUAUUUUUGCCAUUUGUUGCUUUCGUGACGCUAAUUCGUGCAAUACAGAUUUCGUAUUGCAAAGAUGGUUAGCCUUGCUGACAAACAUUUGGGCUUUCCUGUGACAUUUGUCACCGAUGACUUUGAUGACGAGGAGGAUCCUGUGAUGUAUCUUCUGAAAGAAUGUGUCAAGUUUGUGAAUCAUCCACACGCUUGCGAAGACGUGACGACAUUGCAAGAGAACUUCGAAAGUGCGAGGGCGAUUUGUGACAUGUCCUGGGAGAUGUUAAACAUAGGCGACUGGAAGGAUGUCCCACCACGUUGGAGACGGAUGUACAGCUACGGCAGUUUACUAAAAGCACUCUGUGAACUUGGGCAGGCGAAACCGACAGAGGAUGUCCUGAACACCUGUGACAUGGGUCUUAUUAUGGGUGCUCCUGUAAUGGGCAAUAUACUAACGAAGCUUGCCAGUCGAGUGCAUAAGGAAUUGCCAGAGCUGAUUUCGCCUGCACUUCUUGAGAAGGUGGAGUGCAAGGAACCUCACUCAAUCGCCUUAAAGUUUCCUUUGAGUCGGCUCGCUUGCCCAUCGGUGGAACAUUUUAUGAAAACAUAUUUAAAUGCCGAGCAACCUGUGAUUAUAACCAAAGGGAUGGACUACUGGCCUGCAUUGUCAACACGACCAUGGAGCCGUGUUCUUCACGAAGUACCUAAUUACAAAUACCUGGGCCUCUGGAUAACAAAUAACUUAGACUGGACUAAACACAUUGAUUAUGUCGUAAGAAAUGCAAACUGUGGCCGCAUAGUGCCUGUGGAGCUAGGGAGCAAGUACACUGAUGAGGACUGGUCACAAGAGCUCAUGACACUGGCAUCUUUUGUCUGCACCUACAUUCUGAAAGAAAAGGGCCCAGAUGUAGGUGUGGGCUACAUGGCUCAGCAUCAGCUGUUUCAUGAGAUUCCAGAGCUGCGAGAUGACAUAUGCAUACCAACUUACUGCUGCCUUUCCGAAAAAGAUGAGGAGCCUGACAUAAAUGUUUGGUUUGGCCCUGAAGGCACCGUUUCUCCGUUGCAUCAUGACCCAAAAAACAAUAUUCUAGCCCAAGUGUUUGGAGAGAAGUACAUUCGACUGUAUGGAAAAUCGCAAACUCCUUUCCUGUAUGCUCAUGAAGAACGCCUACUUGAAAAUACAAGCCAGGUGGACGUCGAGGAUCCAGACGCUGAGAAGUUCCCAUUGUUUGAAAAAGCACAAUACACUGAAUGUGUGCUGAGACCUGGUGAAAUGCUAUUCAUUCCGCCAAAAUGUUGGCACUUUGUACGCUCUCUUUCACCAAGCCUUUCCAUAAGCUUCUGGUGGGAAUAAUGAACUCUUAUCAGUAUUUGUUCACUCUGAAAGUGCUUCAUUGAAUGCCAUUGUUUAAAAAUAAAGUUGUGUGUAUAAUAA
Messenger RNA from Dermacentor andersoni, 1668 nucleotides. RefSeq names its product lysine-specific demethylase 8-like. Gene Ontology annotation, cellular component: nucleus. The record is from RefSeq and is a predicted model, not a curated record. Gene Ontology annotation, molecular function: histone H3K36 demethylase activity. NCBI's taxonomy places the organism in Eukaryota, Metazoa, Arthropoda, Arachnida, Ixodida, Ixodidae.